Molecule: messenger RNA, 1446 nt
Organism: Sclerotinia sclerotiorum 1980 UF-70
Lineage: Eukaryota; Fungi; Ascomycota; Leotiomycetes; Helotiales; Sclerotiniaceae
Exons: 4
Coding region: 1-1446 (481 amino acids)
Source: RefSeq, a predicted model, not a curated record
AUGUCAAAGCAUGACAGUAAAAGCAUCUCUCCACUACAUCGCCAAAAGGUCAAAGGUCGCGAUAUCGUUAUCACUGAAGAUCCACGACUGCAUUUAGUGUGGUAUCACGACCGCAUAUUUAUCAAACCACUCCCAAAAUACCUUUUAUCCCACUAUUUUUGGGAGGCCUAUCUUUGCAUCAAUCGCCACUCUUCACCAGAGCAGAUUACUCUUCAGAAAGCAGUUCUAGGAUAUCUCAGAACAUACAUCUAUCUCAUCAAAUAUGAAUCCGAUUUUCGUAUAGCUAUCGAUGAUAAACUUCAAUUAAUCCCUCCUGAUAUUACCUUUCUAAAAUUCUGCGAUUUUAUCGCAUCUUUGGAAAACCUUCCUGAUAUCGACGUUUCUGGACGAUAUGCUUAUGGCGAGAUUCGACUCACAAGACUCAAUCUGUAUUCGAAAAUCUUCUUAAAGAAGUUCAGCUUCCACCGUGUUCGUACACAAUACUCCGACUAUUUCGCUUCGUUCUAUGGGCCUUUACUUUUUGUAUUCGCGAUAGUUUCAGUGGUGCUGAGUGCGAUGCAGGUUUCUAUGGCGAUUAACUUUGAUGUGACUAAGCAGUGGAAAUCUUUUGAGCAGUUUUGCCAAUGGUUUAGUAUCAUUUGUCUUUCUGUAGUGGCAAUUUUGGUUCUUUGGCUUGGGAAUAGCAACAAAGAAAACGUUGCCGAUAAUGACUACAACAUCGAUCUCCCUACAUUAGAUAGUAUAUCACGAGCGAAUACAGGAGAGGGCUCAAACCUGGAAACCAAAAUCUGGGAGGAUAAGAUAGCUUCGCCGAGAAUAUAUGAUGGCGAUUCUUCAUCAAUUGAGACAGUCCUUGAUCCUCGUUUGUAUCAGGAAACCUUGAUAGAAGAACUACAAAAUGGCUAUAACACUCAGGAUACUCUAAUGUUGGAAGACGAUAAAUCAAAUCCAGAUGAGCAAGAGAAUUUCUCAGCGGGUGGCUCCCAUUCCCCUCCUAUGGACUACUCAAUUGAGCCAUCGUGUCCUUUGACUCUUCGCGAUCAAGACAAGAGCGAUUCCAGCUACAGUGACCCUGAGAAACUUGGGCUUAUAUCCUCACCAUACUUCCUUCAGCAGUACAGUGACAUAGCUGUAGGAUCGAUAAAGGAGGGGGGGAAUAAUGAGCAACAGGGAGGUAGAAAGCGGCGACAUCUUUCCGAAACCGGUAUUGAGAGGGAUGGCGAGAGCAAUGGCGAUGCGCGACUUGCAAAUCAACGAAGAACUCGCUCACUUUCUACCAACAACGAGCAAACCUCAUCCCGACGUAAUGGUGGAGAAGGUCGUCUCUUGCCGCGUCACAUCACCAGUUCAUCCUUCACUGCUCCAUCUACCAUGAUCGACUCCUCCACAUCAAACUUUGAGCUCUUGCAGUAUUCUACAUUCCGAAGUACGCCUAGUAGGACCUAA